This is a messenger RNA of Cryptomeria japonica (Japanese cedar), 933 nucleotides long. RefSeq names its product germin-like protein 1-1. Gene Ontology annotation, cellular component: cell wall. Bases 1 to 933 code for a protein of 310 amino acids. The record is from RefSeq and is a predicted model, not a curated record. Lineage: Eukaryota; Viridiplantae; Streptophyta; Pinopsida; Cupressales; Cupressaceae. Gene Ontology annotation, molecular function: manganese ion binding. The transcript is spliced from 2 exons.
AUGGUUAUGCAGCCCAAGAGACAGGAGUCGGUUAAGAAGGUAUUUACGUCUUCGAGGAAGGAGACAAUAGGCCCUUUAGGGGCUUUGGUAAUCAAAGAACCAGUUGGAGACAAGGAUGGUGAGGGUGGAAGAGACAAUUCAAAAAAGGUUGGUUUCUCUCCCAUAAUCAUGGACAUAGACCGAAGCAAGGCUUCUAACAAUGCUCAAGAUGCUUGGAUGGGCUUGUCAGACAAGAAGGUCGAUUACGACAUGAGGUCAAAAGAGGAGUUUGAUAAUGAAGAUGAAUUGGAUAUUAUUCACCUGAGAAGUAUUAGCCAAUUGGCUAAUUCUUUGUUGGGGAGAUCCAAAGGAAGUAGAGGGACAAGGAGCAACAAGAAAAAGCAUGAAGAUAGGGCAAAGGAGAAAGCCAUCAUCAAUGUAGUAAGAUUUUUUAGAAGAUCCGAGGGAGAGGACUUCUUCUUCGGGGGACUUGGGCAGGCAGGGAACACCGACAAUGCAGUGGGCUCAAAUGUAACGAUGGCCAAUGUUAUGCAGAUACCAGGCCUCAACACCUUCGGAAUAUCGUUGGUCCGUAUCGAUUACGCAGUGGGUGGAAUAAAUCCUCCUCACACGCACCCAAGAGCCACUGAAGUUCUUGUUUUACUGGAAGGCCAGCUUCUUGUGGGUUUCAUUGACACCACCAACAAGUUUUUCAGCAAAACGUUGGAGAAGGGAGAUGUGUUUGUGUUUCCAAAGGCACUUGUGCAUUUCCAGCAGAAUGUGGGGCAUGAAAAUGCGGUGGCCAUAGCUGCAUUGAGCAGCCAGCUUCCGGGAGCUCAGACAAUCGCCAACUCUCUGUUUGCAGCGGAUCCUCCUCUCCCAGAUUCCGUAUUGGCCAAGGCCUUCCGCAUCACCCAAGAGCUUGCCGAUUACAUUCAGAAGAAAUUUGCAUAA